CAACAAAACCAGUUGACAGCCGACAGCUAAAUAAAAAGAAAUUUGAUCGCGUUGAACUUUGAAGCUGUGAAAUAAAUUAAAAUGACAGUCCAACAGAUUAACUCGAAUAUUUCUGACGACUCUGAUGAUAUGGUUAGUUUACCAUCCGAAGAGGAGAUUUAUAGGCGAAAAUACCAGUUGCUGCUAGAACGAUGUGAGGUCCUACAACAGGAUAACGAGAGAAUUAUUAAUAGAAUACAUGAAGCGAAGAAAAUAACCAAACGGUACCGGAAAGAUAUUAAGUUAUUGGUGGAGAGAUUAGACAGACAUGGUGAUCAGUUCAGAACUGCAUGCUUGGAAGUUGAGACGAAACCUGAGGUGAUAGUGCGACCAGCUCGUGCUGGUGGCAAAACUCAAGCAGUGUCGAAACAAAUUGAGAAACAGAAUGCUGCUGGUGGUAAGAAACCUGGACCUAAACGAAAGAGUAAAGCAGAUAAGCCUGAAAGAGAUCCAAAUGCACCGAAAAAGCCCUGCAAUGCAUUCUUCCAAUUCUGCCAAGAACAGCGGCCAUUGGUUGUAGCAGAGGCUAACUCUGAGUUGGGAUCCGAACCUUCAAAGCAGGAGGUUACCAGACAACUGGCUUCUCGUUGGAGGGCACUCAAUAAUGAAGAGAAGAGAGUGUAUGUAGCAAUGUUUGAGAGAUCAAAGGAAAAGUAUGCAGAACAGAUGUCAGCUUACAUAAAGAAGGAACAAUGACAAUUACCAGCCAAUAGUAGCACUUAAUUUUCUUGUGAUCAUCAGCUUUAAGAUUAGGUUAACUAUUAAACAGUAUUUUGUAAGAUACAA
Spodoptera frugiperda (fall armyworm) is the source of this 825-nucleotide messenger RNA. RefSeq lists its product as uncharacterized. Bases 82 to 735 code for a protein of 217 amino acids. The record is from RefSeq and is a predicted model, not a curated record. Gene Ontology annotation, molecular function: transcription cis-regulatory region binding. NCBI's taxonomy places the organism in Eukaryota, Metazoa, Arthropoda, Insecta, Lepidoptera, Noctuidae. The transcript is spliced from 4 exons.